Molecule: messenger RNA, 741 nt
Organism: Didymella exigua CBS 183.55
Lineage: Eukaryota; Fungi; Ascomycota; Dothideomycetes; Pleosporales; Didymellaceae
Exons: 3
Coding region: 1-741 (246 amino acids)
Source: RefSeq, a predicted model, not a curated record
AUGUUGGGCAAUUCGCAGACACACGGUGAAGGUGAAGAGGGUGCUAGGAUGGGACCCGUAGCCUUCCUUUGGCCACCUGACCGAGUGUGGGAUGCGCAGUACGACAAUACAGCACCGUGUGGAAGUUCAGCAGGGCCAUCGAACCGAACAGUCUACCCACUGUCGCAGGGCGCCGUUGCGUUGACUAUUGCUGACGAGGCAUGGCACGUUGCCUUCCGUCUGGCUGUGUCAGAUAGUCACCAGUGCUACUCAAUCGACCGUCUCGAGGACAUUACGGCCGGCACCAACGCCACAAUCCAGCUCGAGUACUGGGCCGAGUUCGAGGGCGAAAAUAACGGAAACAACCAAUCGUUUUUCGCAUGUGCUGAUAUUGUAAGUUCUCCCGACCAAAUCACUUUUGUCGAAACAGUCAAUUUAUCCAUUCAAGUCCCCUGUUUCAACGUGACAUCCGACGACUUCAACGCACCCACUCCCAGCUCCUCCAGCAGCACACCAACCAGCACCAACCAAUCAACAUCGUCGACGCCAGAACAGUCCUCCGGCGGCAGCGGCGGUCUCUCUACCAGUGCAAAGGCAGGUAUCGCCGUCGGCGCCAUCAUCGGUGGUCUAGCAAUUCUGGGUGCUGGUGCGUUCUUCCUGUGGCGCAGGGGCAAGAACGUGGGGCUCAAAAAUAAGGACGCGUAUGAGCUGCGGGCGAAGAACUUGGGAAAUCCGACGCCGCAGGGGUCGACGUCUGCGUGA